Molecule: messenger RNA, 2568 nt
Organism: Trichechus manatus latirostris (Florida manatee)
Lineage: Eukaryota; Metazoa; Chordata; Mammalia; Sirenia; Trichechidae
Gene: CSPG5
Product: chondroitin sulfate proteoglycan 5
Exons: 7
Coding region: 1-2229 (742 amino acids)
Biological process (GO): cell projection morphogenesis; nervous system development
Cellular component (GO): synapse
Source: RefSeq, a predicted model, not a curated record
AUGUCCCUGGGCUGCGAGCGCCCGCCCCGCCCCGCCCCGCCCCCGUGGGGACCUGGCAACCUCCGCAAGCACCUUCCUAGCCCCGAACGGGAGGCACGCGCUGCGCCCCGGGUGGACGCAGAGAUCCGAGAGGAUCCGUGCACCCCAGGUCCCGCUCGUUUCCAGCGGGGCUCAGGCUCCCUCACCCUCCCCCACCCCACCCGGCCGCGGCCUUCCCAGCCCCGCCCGAGCCUGCGGGUGUCUGGUCUGCGGCGUCCCCGCCUCGCCGCAUGGCUGGUGGGUUCCUCGCGAGGGGGAGGGUCCGCGCAGCCCCUGCACCGGGAGGGCGGGACCGCGCCCCGCCCCGCAGGCCUCCAGCUGGUGCACCUGUGGUCUAACGCCACGCGCGGCGCUGUGCGCCUGCCCCUGCGCAACUCCGAGUCCGUUUGUGUCGGUGUCCCGGGCAAGGGGUCUGUCUGUCCUCCUGGCGGGCGGACUGAGCGGGUCCCGCGUCAGCGCUACGUGCGGCGGGGCGGGCGGGGCGGGAGGGGCGGUGACCCGGGCCGGGGGCCGCCGCCGCUGCUGCUGUUUCUGGGAGCCACGCUGGUUUUCGCUGCCGGGGCCGCGCCAGCGCGUGAGGUGGGCCGCGCGGUCGAGGCCACGGAGCCGGUGAAGAGCAUCCCGGCGUGGGAGCCGCGCGCAAACGACACGCGGGAGGGGGCCGGCCCGUCAGCGACUGGGGAAGACGAAACCGCGUGGACGGCGGCCGCCGACGAGCAGGCGGCGGUGGGCCCCGGGGUCGGGCCAGAAGCGGCACUGGAGGCGUCGGCCGCGGUGACAGGCGCCGCCUGGCUGGAGACUGACAGCCCCGGCCUGGGCGGAGUGACCUCCGAAGUGGGCAGUGGCGAUGCCCAGGCCCUCCCAGCCACACUCCCUGCUCCCGACGAGGCCCUGGGGCAGUCGUCAAUACCCCACGCCACCCCCGAGGCUAGCGGGCCACCCUCCCCCACCCCUGGCAACAAGCCAAGCCCAGGCCCUGAACUCCCGAAGGAGAGGCCCCUGGAGGUUUGGCUGAACCUGGGAGGCAGCACACCUGGCCCUCAUGGACCAGAGCCCACGUACCCUUUUCAGGGCACGCUGGAGCCCCAGCCAGCCUCAGAUAUAAUUGACAUCGACUACUUCGAAGGAUUGGAUGGGGAGGGCCGUGGUGCCGACCUGGGAAGCUUCCCAGGGUCACUAGGAACCUCGGAGCACCACCCCGAUACCGACACUGGGGGAGAGACACCUUCAUGGAGCCUGCUUGACUUAUACGAUGACUUCACUCCCUUUGAUGAAUCUGAUUUCUACCCCACCACCUCAUUCUAUGACGACUUAGAUGAAGAGGAGGAGGAAGAGGAGGAUGACAAGGAUGCAGUGGGAGGUGGAAACCUGGAAGAUGAAAAUGACCUUCUGAUGCCCACCAGGAAGCCUGGCCUGGGGCCAGGGGCAGGCCAGCCCACUAGUCGGUGGCAUGCUGUCCCCCCACAGCAUACUCUGGGGAUAGUCCCUGGCAGCAGCAUUGCUCUCAGGCCCCGCCCAGGAGAGCCAGGCAGGGACCUGGCCCCAGGCGAGAAUGGCACUGAGUGCCGCAGUGGUUUUGUGCGACAUAACGGCUCCUGCCGGUCAGUGUGUGACCUCUUCCCCAGUUACUGUCACAAUGGCGGCCAAUGCUACCUGGUGGAGAACAUAGGGGCCUUCUGCAGGUGCAACACGCAAGACUACAUCUGGCACAAGGGGAUGCGCUGUGAGUCCAUCAUCACCGACUUCCAGGUGAUGUGUGUGGCCGUCGGCUCGGCUGCCCUUGUGCUGCUCCUGCUCUUCAUGAUGACGGUAUUCUUUGCCAAGAAGCUCUAUCUGCUCAAGACGGAGAAUACCAAGCUGCGUAGGACCAACAAAUUCCGGACCCCAUCUGAGCUCCACAACGAUAACUUCUCCCUCUCCACAAUUGCUGAGGGUUCUCACCCAAAUGUAAGGAAACUUUGCGACACUCCCCGUACCUCCUCCCCCCAUGCCCGUGCCUUGGCUCACUAUGAUAACAUUAUCUGUCAGGAUGAUACAAGUGCUCCCCACAAAAUCCAGGAAGUUCUCAAGUCUUGCCUGAAAGAGGAGGAGUCCUUUAACAUCCAAAACUCCAUGUCGCCCAAACUUGAGAGUAACAAAGGUGACCAGGCUGACUUGGAUGUGAACUGUCUGCAGAAUAACUUAACCUGAAGCGGAGCAAGAGAAAAAGAAACGGGGGGAGGGGGGAACAUUAUCUCCUCUUGUACAGAGUCUAUUUCUUGUAACCAUUUGUUAAACCCUUUUCUUUUUCUGAUCUCAUGGCAUGCUUUGACAUAUUUUGUACAGGAGGGAAAAAAAAAUUAGCAAAGAACUUGAAUGGAAUUGCAUACAUUGAAUUGUUUUGUCUGUGCUGUCUGUACAUUGCUUCUGCUGCUGUGAUUUCUAAACCUAUGCUGUUAUUCAACUGACUUUUUUUUGUACUUUGACCCACCUUUUUUUGAGAUACCAGUAAAAAACAAAGUUCUUGAAAUAAAACUUUUAAAAAAGUUA